Vespula pensylvanica (western yellowjacket) is the source of this 1199-nucleotide messenger RNA. RefSeq names its product inactive hydroxysteroid dehydrogenase-like protein 1. Gene Ontology annotation, cellular component: endoplasmic reticulum. The record is from RefSeq and is a predicted model, not a curated record. Gene Ontology annotation, molecular function: oxidoreductase activity. The transcript has 4 exons. Lineage: Eukaryota; Metazoa; Arthropoda; Insecta; Hymenoptera; Vespidae. Bases 232 to 1179 code for a protein of 315 amino acids.
AUAAGUACUCGGAACGUAUUAACGAUAAAGCACAUAUUUCAUUCGUGUAUUUUUUAGAUAGCAACCGUUUAAAAGAUUCAAAGCUCUUUUAAGAAAACUUCAUAAAUUACCCGAAACAUAAACGUAUCCGUAGAGGUCGCGAACAUUUUCUUUCUUAUUCUAUACAUCCACAUUAAAAAUAAUUUUCGACAUUUCAGUGUACGCGUGUAAUUAAAAACUCUUUCAAAGAAAAUGAUAAUGUUAAUAACACUCUGGUUAUCAGGCUUAAUCGCACUUUGGCUACUCUUGAGCUCUACAAGUCGAUUACUAUCUACUAUAUGGGAAACGAUUUUUCCUCUUAUCAACUUCACAUCGAUCGAUUUUCGCAUGAAAUUUGGUGAAUGGGCGGUGGUAACAGGCUCAACCGAUGGAAUUGGAAAGGCUUACGCAAAGGAGCUAGCUAUAAGAAACAUUAAUUUGAUUUUGAUAAGCAGAAAUUUAAGUAAAUUGGAAAAGACCAAAUGUGAACUAUUGAACGUUAAUCCUAACAUAGAAAUAAAGAUCAUAGAGGCAGACUUUAGCAAAGGCAAGCCGAUCUUUGAAAAAAUCAAAUCUGAAUUGGAAAAUAUACAAAUUGGAAUAUUGGUGAACAACGUGGGCAAACAAUAUAGUUAUCCAAUGUAUCUUCACGAAGUUUCGGAGAAUGAGCUAUGGGAUAUCAUGACCGUAAAUGUGGGAGCCGCCACCAUGAUGACGCGAUUAAUUAUCGAACAAAUGAAAAAACAUAAAAAAGGUGCUAUCGUCAAUAUAUCUUCUGGCUCGGAACACCAGCCCCUUCCAUUAAUGACAGUCUAUGCUGCAACUAAAGCAUAUUUAAAAAGUUUUUCCGAUGCAAUUAGAAUCGAAUAUUCGAAAUUUGGCAUAACGAUUCAACAUUUGGCACCACUCUUCAUUAAUACUAAAAUGAAUGCCUUCAGUCCAAGGCUUCAGGUAUCCAGUCUAUUUGUUCCUAAUGCAACGACUUAUGCCAAAAAUGCGAUAGCUACGCUUGGUAAAGUAGACUCGAGCAGCGGAUAUUGGGCUCAUGGUAUUCAAACAUUUUUCAGUCUUAUUCCACCAGUAUGGAUCAGAGCGAAAGUUGGUUGGUUAAUGAAUAAAAAAUUUCGAAAUGAUUAUUUUACAUACAUCCAAAAUAAAUAAAUUCUUGUGAAAAAAUGUUA